Messenger RNA from Paramecium sonneborni, 868 nucleotides. NCBI's taxonomy places the organism in Eukaryota, Ciliophora, Oligohymenophorea, Peniculida, Parameciidae. The record is from the annotation of a GenBank genome assembly.
AAUAAUUAUGCAAUUAUAAAUAUCAUAAGAAGAGUAUCAAACUUACUUAAAAGGUGUAGGACUUCCAAAAGACAUAAAGCUAUCGGUUUCAGUUGAAGCAUUAUAUCUUUUAACAAAUAGAUAGAUGAUAUACAAUUUUUAUUAAAAUUGUGAAUUGCAUUUAAAAGAAUUGAAAACAAUUUCUAUGGAAUUUGCUGACAUUUUAUAAAGAUUGUGUGUAUAAAAAUUAGGUGGAUUGUGUUAUGAACAUGAACUCUUACUUUAUUAUAUUUUAAAACAUUUAGGAUUUAAUGUGGAAUUGAUAAGAUGUUAAGUUCGAGAGCCUAAUAGCCCUUACAAUCCAGAUCUUCCAAGUACACAUGCAUUUUUGUGUGUAAGAAUUAAAGAUGAAACAUAUUUGGUUGAUCCAGGAUUUGGAACAAGAUCAUAUAGAUUCCCUAUCAAAGUUAACUUCUAAAAUUUAACAGAAACUCAUGAGUUAUUUGCAUAAGAAUAUUAUAGAAUCCAAGAAAAUGAAACACAUUAUUAAUUUUAACAUUAUAUAGAUGAAAAUUGGACCACAUAUUAUGAUUUUGAUAAACCAUUAAAAUUUGCCUCUGUAGAAGAUAUUUAUAAAGAUUAUUUAAAUUUAUUUACUUGCAAAUAAUUUUUAGGAGUUAGAGAUAGCAGAUUUGUGAUAUGUAAAAAUACUGAAUUUGGAAGGAUUUAAUAUUUAUGGUUCAGAUUAGAAUAAUAAUUUACUGCUUUUAAGAAAAUUUUGAAAUUUAAUGAAGUUAUUAAGAUUGAAUUUAAAUCAUAUGAUGAACUUAAAGAGGAUGUUCGAAAGGAAGUAGGAUUUUAACUGCCUGAUUAUAAAUUGCUUCGUUGA